AUUCGCCGUGAUCCAACCAAAUCAGAAGCUCAAAGAUGAGCGGAAACACGAAUUUCUACUGCGGACUCGUGCUCCUGCUUCUGCUGCAAGUUCAAGGCAGACCAAGAUCUGACGACAGCCUGCAGGCCCUGACCAGACUGCUGGAAGAUGAAUAUGGACAGUAUUUCACCACGGGAGACCUGAACAAUGAAGCACCAGAAAUACCGCCAGCCGCUUCCCUUCCCGACCUCAACACUGACCAGUCCGAUUUGGAUCUCUCCUGGGACCGCGAGUCCCGAGAGAUCGCCAGCCGACCCAUCCUCGCGCGAAUCCUGAAAGACCUCAGCAACAAUCCCCUCCGGUUUAGAGGCAGAAGCAAAAAAGGACCGUCUCGGGGCUGCUUCGGCGUGAAACUGGAUAGAAUCGGGGCCAUGAGCGGCCUGGGCUGUUAGCAACUUGUUUAAAGGGUCUGACUCCAAGAGCAACACUGCCGGCACCGCCUGCUCAUCGACCUCCCCGCAUACAGCUCACUCUUCCAAUUUGUUGCUCCACUAUCUUCGACCGAUGGCGAGUAGCGUCCCACCUGUAGACUGUUUACAAGCUCGGAUUAAAUCCUUAAUGUACAUACAGUGUCAGCUGCUAUUUAAACAAUACUUAAUUUUAUUUAUAUUAAUUAUGAAACUAUUUAUUUGUAACGUGUUUGUUUUUCUGUUGCUACGACACUGACGGUCAGUCACUUGCUGUGAGCUCUGGUGCAGAUUAAACAAAGCCAUCAAUUGAGUUGGUCGUUUUACCUUCAAUAAAUGUUGACACGGUGUGAGGAACCAC
Molecule: messenger RNA, 807 nt
Organism: Pristis pectinata (smalltooth sawfish)
Lineage: Eukaryota; Metazoa; Chordata; Chondrichthyes; Rhinopristiformes; Pristidae
Product: C-type natriuretic peptide prohormone-like
Exons: 3
Coding region: 36-431 (131 amino acids)
Cellular component (GO): extracellular region
Molecular function (GO): hormone activity; hormone receptor binding
Source: RefSeq, a predicted model, not a curated record